Dreissena polymorpha is the source of this 4564-nucleotide messenger RNA. Its product is annotated as golgin-45-like. Bases 26 to 1669 code for a protein of 547 amino acids. Gene Ontology annotation, cellular component: Golgi membrane. The record is from RefSeq and is a predicted model, not a curated record. The transcript is spliced from 8 exons. Lineage: Eukaryota; Metazoa; Mollusca; Bivalvia; Myida; Dreissenidae. Gene Ontology annotation, biological process: Golgi to plasma membrane protein transport; Golgi organization.
UAACCGAUAUAAGUAUGAUUACGUUAUGUUAAGAACGGUUUUUACCCAUAUUAGCACCAUCAUCAACAACAACAACAACUUAACAACAACAACAAAACUGUCAAAAAUAAUAAAUGAUAUUCAAGAACCAGCUAUCAUGUCUACCAGCACAGGGUCUGUGAAACCACGCAGGACGUCUUUAAAACAGUCAAACAAUCAGAGUCAUGGCACAGUGUUGCUAAGAAACCCUAUGCCCAAAUACAGUUUUGAACAGAAAACCAAGAAAAACACAGAACAGUCAAAAUCGUCAACAAAAAAGGACAUAAGUGAGUCAAUUCAUGACAGUAUUAUAACAGUCACUGCAAAGGCAUUGGAGGAGUUAUCUUCAAGUGAUAAAACAAUGGAAAAUACCAAUGAACAAAUGCAACCUGUUUCUACAGCGACAUUCAAUCAAAAUAUUGGUAGACUCGUCAACUCUUUCCCACAGAAAAUGGUGGAAACUAGUCAAUCAAAAGAAAACGAUGCGUCUGCAGAAACAAGAAGCGAGAAGACGAAUGGAGUGAAACCAGUCAACAAAGUAGGACCAAUCAGUAAGCAGACAGUGAGUGUUACCAUGGCCCAUUCUGUUAGUGAACCAGUCAUACCUAUGCCAUCUGAUUCAAACUCUAAGCAUGGGGCUGUGAUCAAUACUAACAGAGUUCAAAAUAUUGAUGACAGUUCAGAAAACAGUGCGGACAACAUGUUAAGAACGGCAUCUGGUACAAGAGCCUCCUUGUCACUCGAAGACCAGUCUGCUUCAGAGUCUACUGAGACUGGUACCUUUACCGAGAAAACAGGUGCUUUGUCUCUAGCUGGAAACCAGUCUGUGUGCGCUGGUAUUAAGCCGUCUGCAAACUGUAAAUGCUCAGAGAAGGUAAAGCAUUUGGAAGAGGAGAAACAAAUGCUGAAAAACCAAUUGGAAGUGCAACUGCAGGUGAACCAGGAGCUGAAGAAGCUGCUGGUGGCCUCGGUGGGCGAGGAUCUACAGCACAGAGUGGAGAGACUCACAAGAGACAAGGCGUUGCUGUCCCAGGAGGUUGGUGACUACUCCAAGAGACUCUGUGACGACUAUGAACACCUGGACAAGAUCUCUAUACAGGCAGACAUGUGGCGCAGCAAGUACCUUGCAUGCAGGGUGAUGGCAGACGAGCUAGCCUCGUCGAAGGCGUUCUACGUGAUGCAGCUGCGUGAGUGUCAGUCGGCCAUUGAGAAACUGCUUAGUGAACGUCACCAGCUCAGGGCAAAUCUCUACGACUCCUACAGGGGCCUGCAGCAGAUUCAUGAUGCCUUUGACCCCCUCCACUCCCAGGCCUCUGUAGGGCCACGCCUCCUGACCUCCAAGAACUGCCUGGACCUAGCCAGGACCAAUCAGCACCUAGUGGAGGCCAUCAAGUACCGCCUCCUGCCCAGUCAUGUGACCAGCGCUAUAAAUAGUAACAUGGAACCAGACUGGCAUGACUAUCUCACGCAGGCUGAGUCACACGCCAAAGAGAUUCUCUCUCGUGAGAUGCGACCUGAAGAUUUCCGAUGCCUGGCAACCUCCCAUCGUCUGGCCCUGAAUGCCCCGGGGGUCAUGUCCGUGGACAGGUUCCACCCUUGGGCCAACUUUGACAACCUCACACUGAAUGACCCAAGCCUUAGAAACAACUGACCUUACCACGAAAGGUUUUGAUUAAAUUGAAGCAUCUUUGUAUUUUCAUAAAUGAUCCUUUUUAUGAGAAAACAUGUUUAGUGCAUGUGCAGGAUGUGUGGUCUGAAGCAACCUGUGCAUUCUACACAGGCUAAUCAGGGACGACACUUUACUUAUAAGAGACUUCCGUUAAACGAAAAAUGCAGACUGCAUAAGCUAAUCUGGGACGAAACUUUAUGCAUAUGCAUUAAUCCGUUUUCUCAGAGUGAGAAUCACAUAUGAAUAAUUAAAUAUGUAGCUGUUUACGCUGUUUUAUAUUGUAUCCUCAUAUUUUUAGCUCACCUGUCACGAAGUAACAUGGUGAGCUUAUGUGAACGUGUGAUGUCCGGCAUCGGUAUGUGCGUGCGUGUGUGCGUCCGUCAACAAUUAGCUUGUGUAGACAGUAGAGGUCCAAGUUUUCAUCCAAUCUUUGUGAAAUUUGGUCAGAAUGUUUAUCUUGAUAAAAUCUGGGUUGGGAUUGUAUUUGGGUCAUCUGGGGUCAAAAACUAGGUCACUAGGUCAAAAUCUAGGUCAAAUAAUUGAAAAACCUUGUGUAGACUAUCGAGGUCGCAGUUUUCAUCCAAUCUUAUUGAAAUUUGGUCAGACUGUUUAUCUUGAUGAAAUCUGGGUUGGGAUUGUAUUUGGGUCAUCUGAGGUCAAAAACUAGGUCACUAGGUCAAAAACUAGGUCAAAUAAUAGAAAAACCUUGUGUAGACAAUAGCGGUCGCAGUUUUUAUCCAAUCUUUAUGAAAUUUGUUCAGAAUGUUUAUCUUGAUGAAAUCUGGGUUGGGAUUGUAUUUGGGUCAUCUGGGGCCAAAAACUAGGUCACUAGGUCAAAAACUAGGUCAAAUAAUAGAAAAACCUUGUGUAGACAAUAGAGGUCGCUGUUUUCAUCCAAUCUUUAUGAAAUUUGGUCAGAUUGUUUAUCUUGAUGUAUUCUGGGUAGGGAUUGUAUUUGUGUCAUCUGAGGUCAAAAACUAGGUCACUGGGUCAAAUAAUAGAAAAACCAUCAACAAUUUGUUUGUGUAGACAGUCGAGGUCACAGUUUUCAUCCAAUCAUUAUGAAAUUUUGUCAGAAUGUUUAUCUUGAUAAAAUCUGGGUUGGGAUUGUAUUUGGGUCAUCUUGGGUCAAAAACUAGGUCACUAGGUCAAAAACAAGGUCACUAGGUCAAAUAAUAGAAAAACCUUGUAUAAACAGUAGAGGUCGCAGUUUUCAUCCAAUCUUUAUGAAAUUUGGUCAGAAUGUUUAUCUUGAUGAAAUCUGGGUUGGGAUUGUAUUUGGGUCAUCUUGGGUCAAAAACUAGGUCACUAGGUCAAAUAAUAGAAAAACCUUGUGUAGACCAUAGAAGUGACAGUUUUGAUCCAAUCUUCAUGAAAUUUGGUCAGAAUGUUGUCUUGAAGAAAUUUGGGUUGGGAUUUUAUUUGGGUCAUCUGGGGUCAAAAACUAGGUCACUAGGUCAAAUAAUAGAAAAACCUUGUGUAGGCAAUAGAGGUCACAGUUUUCAUCCAAUCUUAAUAAAAUUUGAUCAGAAUGUUUACCUUGAUAAAAUCAUGGUUGGGAUUGUAUUUGGGUCACCUGGGGUCAAAAACUAAGUCAAAAGGUCAAAUAUUAGAAAAACCUUGUGUAGACAAUAGAGGUCACAGUUUUCAUCCAAUCUUUAUGAAAUUUGGUCAGAAUGUUUAUCUUGAUGAAUUCAGGGUUGGGAUUGUAUUUGGUUAGUCAGGUGAGCGAUUCAGGGCCAUCAUGGCCCUCUUGUAUGUUAUUGUGCAUAUUGGUUGCUUUUUCUGUUUGUGUCUACUGACUGUUGUUCAGAUUCUGUGAUAUGCAGUUUUAUUUUAAUGGUCCCAGGUCAUCACAUAAACCAAACAAGUAUAAUUGAUACCAUACCAACUGUGUCAUGCGAAAAUGGGUCUAAUGCCACAUGGUGCAAGCGUAGUUUCAGGGGAGGCGGAAAACUACAACAGGCGAGGCAUGGUCAGGGGUGAUAACCCCAAAAAAGGGUUAGGGUAAGGGUUAGGAUUAGGGGUCGGGUUAGGGUUAGGGUUGGGUUUAGGCUAACCCAAACCCUAACCCGACCCCUAACACUAACCCAAACCCUAACCCUAACCCUCUAACCCCCCCCCCCCCUUGCGCAAUACCAUACCAUGCCUCGCCCGUUGUAGUUUUCCGCCUCCCUAGUUUCAGACCAGAUUGUGCCUUUGCGCAGUCUGGUCGGAGCUACCCUGUUUUCUAUGAAGUCAAGCAAGGUUUUGUGGUCUCAUUAGCAAACCGGUCAGCUCCUGAUCAGUUUGCACAAUACGCUGACCCAUUUGCAUGGGACCCAUUUUUGCAUGGCACAUCUCAUACCAUGUAAAGGUGUUAAAAACUAUUCAUGCAUGUCGCUUCUCUCAUUUAUGCAAUUAAAACACGACAUACUAUUAUAUGUGAAACAUGGUUAUAUAAACUUUGUAUUCAGAAAGAAUGUAAAACUUUGUACUAGAUAGUUUAUCAAAUCAAAAGUAUAUAAUGUAGUCUGUAUGCAAUUAUGACAGAAAAUUAUGUUUUAAGAUACAUAACAGAAUGUGUUCCCCAAUUACAAUAUUAAUAUCUUUAUAUAAAAAUGUAUAACUGUUUCUGUUGAAGAUUUUUUGCCUAUGUUGCUCCAAUUAAAAACAAUUUAAAUAUGUUUAGUCUUGUAAACACAUUUUACUUAAAAUGGUUUAACUUAAACAACUAUAACAGAUGCAAAGUUUUUUUUAUGGUAUAAAUUAUUUGAAUCUAUGUAUUGAACAUAACUUGCAUUAUCUAGAUUGUACUUACCAUUUUCAUGUAGUAUGUUGGUGAAAUGCUUUGAUAAGUUGUUAACUGAAACAAAAUAAAAUAAAAAUUGAUAAUUC